AUGGCGGGAGUGGAGGAGUUUCUUGAGGCAUGCGCAAUGUUCUUUUCCGGUUUCUCGGCCUCUCGCCCCGGACUUGCCUCUAGAGGAGGAUGGCUGUUCUGGCACAACAGUCAAUACUCUCAAGAUGUCCACACCCAAUAUUUAUACUGGGUCAAUGCCUCCAGUGGUGAGGUGCUAAGCAUGAGUGACGCUGCAGUACCAGCUGAUUCCUUGGCAUUCAUAGUUGCCCUAGCCUGUGAACUGGUGGGACUGAUAGGUCUCUUGGGCAACCUGGCUGUGCUGUGGGUUUUCUGUGGGUGUCAUCAAGGUACCUCACAUCUGAUGACUGACACUUUCAUCUUCAGCCUGGCAUGGCUGACUGGGUUGGCCCUUACCCUCCCCUUUUGGGCAGCCAAGUCUGCCCUGGAUUUCCACUGGCCUUUUUGUGGACUCUGUAAGGUGGUUCUGAUAGGCACUGUCCUUAGUGUUUAUGCUAGUGUCUUCUUCAUCACUGCUCUGAGCAUAGUCCUGUACUGAAUGGUGACCAUGGCUACUGGACCAGGUUCUUACCGUUCAUCCUCCUGAACCUUUGGAGCCAGCCUGGUAGCAUGGGUAACAGCAGCUGCUGCAACAAUCCCCAAAGCAAUCUUUGGGGCUGAAAGUGAGGUGGGUGGAAUUCAACUGUGCCUGCUCCACUUCCCUAGUGGUCGCUGGCAGAGUGCUUACCAUUUACAGUGGGCCUUCGUGGUGCCCAAUGUCAUUGCAACAAGCUAUCUGAUGCUGCUGGCACUCCUUCGGCAGCAACGGCUAAGGCAGAGGAACAGAGUGGUAGCCCACUCUAUCCGGAUUAUUAUUGUGACCUUUUUCCUCUGCUGGUUCCCCAACCAUAUUGUCACACUCUGGGGAGUCCUGGUGAAGUUUGACCUCGUGCCUUGGGACAACACCUACUAUGCCCUUCACACUUAUGUCUUCCCCCUUACUAUUUGCCUGGCACACUGUAACAGCUGCCUCAACCCUGUGAUCUAUUGUGUCCUGUGCCAGGAGGCCCAGCAGGCACUGGUCAAGGCCCUGAGGCGGCUAUGGACACAGUUGCCUGGUGGGGGACAAGUCCAGCCAGAGCAAGUAGCCCUUCGUAAGAGGAGAAAGCAGGAGGUGGUGGAUACCAAUAAGGGCAGUGGACUUUCUACCACUCUCACCAGCCUGGAUAAGAAAAAAAGAAGACCCUCCACCACAGAAGCUGUACCCCUCCCUCCCUUCCUAACAUCUUUAGGACACCAGAAUCUGGCACCCAAGCCUGGGGAAGAGCUGUUCUGA
Molecule: messenger RNA, 1293 nt
Organism: Gracilinanus agilis (Agile Gracile Mouse Opossum)
Lineage: Eukaryota; Metazoa; Chordata; Mammalia; Didelphimorphia; Didelphidae
Gene: RXFP4
Product: relaxin family peptide/INSL5 receptor 4
Biological process (GO): immune response; G protein-coupled receptor signaling pathway
Cellular component (GO): membrane
Molecular function (GO): G protein-coupled receptor activity
Source: RefSeq, a predicted model, not a curated record